GCCCCCCGUGCUCCUUUGCGCUGUUAUGUUAAGUAAGUGGUCUGCUUUCUGUCUGUGGCUCCCUGCUCCUUAGGUUUCAAUUCCAAACAUGGUUAUCCUUGUAGGAUCCUCUCUAUCCCACUCUCUGUCCCUCUCUCUCUCUCUCUCUGUCCCCCUCUCUCUGUCCCCCACUCUCUCUCUCUCUCUGCCCCCCCCCUUCUCUCUCUCCUACCUUUCCCUCUCUCUCAAUGACCAAGAUCACUCACUUCACUUUGUGUGAGGAGGGGAGAGGGAGGUUUUAGGGUAAAAUAUACAUGAAAGUGCUGGAGGGUGUUGGAAGGAGAUGGACAGACUCCUAAUAUGAAGAAGAUUCUAUUCCAGUGCGUCGUGCCGACUGGUAAAGGGUUUUCUACUUGGGAAAGUCGACGAGAAGUCGUCGUGGAAAUAAACAAGCGCUGUUAAACAACAGGACAUCACAACGAACGGGAACAAUCUGUCAGCAUUGCUGAAAUGUCAGAGAUGUUUUACUGAAGAAUCCGCUGCACUUUGAGGACAAAGCCUUUCUGUCUGCUCUCAGCUUCCACUUGUUUUAUUUUUUAACUUUACUUUACUUUGUUGGAUAUCUCCGUGUGAUAAAUAGAGAAUAGUGUGGACUAGAUCACACAGGGAAGGAACCAUGAGUGGGGAUAACUCCACUCUACUCAACACCGUGCUUUACGGCCACCAGCAAUGCGACGGCUUCACCAACACCACCGAGGGCGCCCUCUACCACCUGGGCAACACCGUCCUCAUCCUGGGCUACAUGGGUGGCAGCGGGGCGUACGGGGCGCUCUACAUCUUCAGCCUCCUGGUGCCGGCGUACGUCUGCCUGGCGCUGUGGGGCUUCGUGACCAUCUGCGGCCUGGACGCGUUCGUGUGGUACGUCCUGAUGGUGGCGGCGUGCCUGUGCCAGAUCUGCCACCUGGUGGUGCGGCUGCUGCGCGACGGGCUGGCCAGCGAGGAGCUGUCGGCGGUCUACACGGCCGUCUUCGUGCCGCUCGGCGUGCCCGUGCAGGUGUUCAAGCAGAUCACAGGUUCCUGCGAGAACAAGGUGCUGGCGCUGGGCACCGAGGAGACCUACGCUGUGGAGGGCAAGACACCCAUCGACCAGCUGUCCUUCCUGCUCUCAGGGAGGAUCCGCGUGUCUUUGGAGGGUCAGUUCCUGCACUACAUUUUCCCCCACCAGUUUCUGGACUCCCCUGAAUGGGAAUCACUGAGACCAACGGAGGAGGGGAAUUUUCAGGUGACCUUGACGGCCGAGACAGACUGCCGCUACAUUUCCUGGAGCCGCCGGCGCCUCUACCUGCUGCUGUCGCGCGAGCGCUACGUGGCCCGCCUCUUCUCCGUCAUGCUGGGCAACGACAUCGCCGACAAGCUCUACUCGCUCAACGACAAGCUCUUCGCCAAGAGCGGCGUGCGCCUCGACAUCCGCCUGCCCAGCCUGUACCACGUCCUCGCCCCCUCCGCCCAGGCCAGCGAGCGGGGCAGCGGCAGCAGUAGCUCGGCCCCACCCUUCGGUAGCCACGGUGACCAGGCCGUGGUCACCGUUGACCCCCUGCCCGACACCCAGAAGCCCAAAUCGGAGAGCGCCCCCCAGGAGCGGGGGAGGGCGCCCGCGGUGGGCCCCUCCACACGGCAGCAGUCCUGCCCGUCGGACACGGAGCUGCCCUCGGGUGAGGACUCCACCAGCCUGGUCCUGGAGGACUUUGCUGACAUUGCAGGCUCGCUAAUGGAUUAUGGGAGAGAAAGUUAUUUGAAGUAGAGGGAGUUUUCUUUUUGUGGUGUUUUUUUCUUUUUGAGGGGGAGGGUGCUGGAGCUAACACACGAGGUCACUACUUAGGCUUCAUAGGGAGACACUUCUGGAGUUCCACCAGCGCGAUACCAGAGGGGUCGGGCUCCCCUGGCCCCCACGGACACCCCUAAGCUGUGACAGUGGUCUGGCCAAGCAUAUGGACCAUACCAUGACCCAGACGGGGGAGCUAAGCUCCACGCCAUGCCCUCCAGUUCUCACC
Clupea harengus (Atlantic herring) is the source of this 2030-nucleotide messenger RNA. It is a transcript of the gene popdc2, whose product is annotated as popeye domain containing 2. Gene Ontology annotation, biological process: heart development; regulation of membrane potential; striated muscle cell differentiation. The record is from RefSeq and is a predicted model, not a curated record. Gene Ontology annotation, cellular component: sarcolemma. Gene Ontology annotation, molecular function: cAMP binding. The transcript is spliced from 4 exons. Bases 656 to 1780 code for a protein of 374 amino acids. Lineage: Eukaryota; Metazoa; Chordata; Actinopteri; Clupeiformes; Clupeidae.